ACCCCUGCUCCAAGAGCACUGCUGAGAAAGGGUGGAGGCUGGGUGGGUCGAGAGUGCUUAUCUUUUCUUUUUCCUUGGCCGGUAGCCGUAGGACUCUUUAAGAGCGCAAGAGACUCACACAGAAGAAGCACGCAGCAGACACCCAGCAGACUCCACCUCCAGCUCUUUCCGCUGCGGGCUGUAGAGCUCAGCAUUGUUGCAGCAUCUUUGGAAACACCUCUGCAGUCAGUCUCCAUCAGCACAGCAUCGGAAGAGCCAAUCCUGUUACCCGCAGGCUCUACCAGACACUGUGGGGAGCUUGUGCUGAGUCCUCCAGCUGACUUGGCUGCACUGCUGACUGCUCCUUUUACACUGGAAUUCAGAAGCUGUGAGUCCCUGUGUUACCACCAUGAGCUGCAGGGAUGGUGCUGGCUGGACCACGGACACCUGCUGAACCAGCAGAGCUGAGUAUCACAUGACAGGUUUUCUACAUUAACAGCAGGAUUUCCUUCAUCAAAGGCCAUGGAUUACACAACAUUACCUGUGAAUGAAUGGGAUGAGAAUCAUGUCCAAUGCUGGCUCGAAUCUACUGGAAUCAAGAAAGAGUAUGUAAAAAAGCUACAUGCAGAAGAAGUGACAGGUCCAGUGCUAAUGGAACUGGAUGAAUCUUUCCUGAAAGGCAUUGGCAUGAAGGCAGGACAAAUCCACGUGUUAAUCCGCAAGAGAAAUGAACUGCGGCAGCUGAGUGCUCAGCAAGCCAAGAACUCCAGCAGCAAAACCUCCAACAGAGCUGAUGCACAAACAGAUCCAGAACAACCCAGAAAUGCUUCUGCUCAAAAAACUUCAAGUGGAGGCAGCUGUGGUCCAGGAGACAAAACUGAUGGAGACAAUGCAGGUUCUGGUUCUGGCAAGAAGCAGAGGAGAAGUAACAACUCCCAGACUAGAAGUACUGAUGAAGCCUUAGAGCUCAGCAACUGCCGGCCUUUCAGAAGUCAGAAUGCUGAUUUCAAAUAUGUGAAAAACAGAGUUCUUCCUCCAGAAUCAGGAGUCAGUGAUCUGAUCACUCCUUGCCAUGAAUACAAAUCUUUUGCCAUUGCUGCAGAACUGAAAAAAAGCCAACUGCAAUCCAAGUUUGCCUCUGAAGUAAUAAGAUUUGCUUCAGCCUGCAUGAACAUUCGAACUAACGGCACCAUACAUUUUGGUGUCAUGGACAGCAUUGAUGACAAGACUUGGAAACAUGGACAGAUAAUUGGCAUAAAGGUCAAAGAGCGAGAACUCUAUGUGGAUGCAUUAGAUUAUAUAGAAAAAUGCUUUUCUGAAAAUCUACAAGAAAUUGCAAGGAAAUGUAUUCACCCACCUGUUUUUGUUGAAGUGAUUUCAAAAGACUCUCAGGAACAAAGAUUUGUGGUGGAGGUUGACAUUGAACCAACACACAGUUUAGUGAAAAACGAACUGUUUGAAGUGUAUUUGCCAAAAUAUAAAGAAGACAGCAAGAAGGUGAUCCUGACAAAAGAUCGAGUUCUCUAUCAGAGACUAGGAGCAAAGUCUGAACCUGUAAAGGACAAUGAUAAAACUACUUUCAUUAAAGGUUUACAAGGCAGAGAUGCUCAUAGAGAAAAAGCUGAGCUCUCCAGUGCAGAAGUACAUACAGAAAUACCUCAAAAUUUAGGAAGAAAGUUAUCAGUUCUACUAAAUGAUGGCAAAAGCUAUAUGGACGAUUCCCUGAGGUACAUCCUUGUCACAAACAGAUGUGAACAGCAUAAUCUGAACAAUGUCAACUUCUUAAUGCACUUGAACAUUUUCUGUGUCUUUGACUUCGAUGAAGAUUCUAAUGUGUCAGGGUUGUACAGCAAGUUCAAAGAACACCAUGCAACAAGGUCUUAUUUUUUACAGGAUUUUUCCAAUGAAAGUAAGACUGCCAUCCCUACCCCUCAGAAACAUUUGUGCUUGUUUGAUCAGACCAGCUGGGUAUUCUGCAAUGGGCGCAGCGACUUCCACGGAGAUGAAAAGCCUUGUGAUGACAAUACAUGGACCAGAACAAAAAGAAAAUACCUUAAGAAAGCCAUCAGUUACAUCUGUGAUGAAAUCCUGCCAAAAGGGUCUUUCAUUGUGCUCUUCCUAUUGCUAUCUCCUGCCCAGAAACCACUUGUGGACACUUUUGAGGAAUUCUAUACAGAGAUGAAUGGCACAGAGUAUAUUGUUUGCAUUGCAGAGUCCAGAGAAAAUUACGAGAAGUGGGCAAAUCUAGCCCAGAAAUCCUGCAGCAUCGAGACACUUGAACAAUACAGUAUUGUGGGUAUGAAACUAAGUCAUGUUGAUGCCACCAUUCAAGCAAUGCUGCCUUCCACAGCACAACCCAGGCAUCUGCCCGUUUCCACCAGAGGGCUGUGCACACUUCCCUUGCUGGAAGAAGAGAAAAUGUAUUCCCUAGAAAUCCUUUGUGCUGACCAAUGUGACGACAUCAAAAUAGAUCUCUUGACUGAAAAAGAAAUACAAGAAAUAGAACAAAACUUCUACCGAGGGAGAAAAAUCAUCUGGGAAAACUUCUGGCUUGCUGACACAAGACGCUGUGGGGAAAUCAUUGAACGUGAAGCAUGCAAGGAUGCAAGCAAACUCUUAGGUGAUAUUUUGCGAGGAAGUGGAUUCAACUAUUCCGUGGCUAAACUAAAGAUAUUUCACCAUCCUGGAAGUGGUGGAAGCACAAUCGCACGGCAAGUUCUAUGGAAAAGAAGAAAGGACUUAAGAUGUGCUGUUAUAAAAACCUCAUACUCGCCUGCAACUGUUUGUGAGCAUGCACUUGCAUUUAGAGAUUAUGAAGAAAAAGAAAUCAGUCACUGUCUUCCUGUGCUCCUCCUGAUUGAAGAUUAUGAUGAAGACUAUUUAGAAGAACUAAGGAAUGAGUUAAUGGAUGCUGUAGGAACCAGGAAAAUUAAUUCCCCCAGACCUUACUUCAUCCUCAUGUGCUGCAGACGAUCCAAUGACCCUGAAAGGCUUUGCAAGGUUUCUCCACUGGACACAGUUUCUGUCACUCACAAGCUGACGGACUCAGAGAAAAGUCUGUUCAAAGCUAAACUUGAAAAACUGAAGCAGAAAGAUGUCAGGCCAGAAUUCAUACUUACCUUUGUCCUGAUGUGUGAGGAGUUCAAUGAAACAUACGUGAGAGAUUUUGUAGGGCACAUACUGCAAGACAUCGACCGCUCUUCUCGUGACACAUUUUUGAUGCGUUAUGUGGCUUUGCUUAAUUUUUAUGUACCUAAUUCAUAUGUUUCACUGUCACACUGUGAGGCUUUUCUGGGACUUGGGGUAUAUACAGAAAGGAAAUCAAGAGUAUAUGAUUUCAAAAGUAACUUGAGUGAACAAGCAAGAAUGAUUUUUAUUGAACUAAGAGAAAGUACCACCUACAUUUCAUCUGUUCGGAUAAUACACUGUCUGGUCGCAAAAGAAAUUCUGUAUCAGCUUUCAGGGAGUGAACCUCAAAGUCAACUUGCAAUGGCACUUCUUCAGGAAAAGACACUCUUUGAAAACAGAUUUGGACGAGAGGAAUUCAUCAAGUUCAUCAGAGAUCUGUUUAUUCGACGUGAUAAAAGAAGCAGGGGUGACAAUACUGAUACUCUCUUUUCCCCAUUCAUUGAGCAUGUCUGUGAAGCUGAAGACUGUGAAAAAGCUAUAGCUGUUUUAAAAGCUGCAUAUGAACUCCUUGGCAAAGAUCCUUUUUUUGCCCAGCAGCUUGCCAGACUGCACUACAGCAAUGAAAAAUUUAAAGAUGCAGAAUAUUGGGCAGGGGUUGCAAAACUUCAUUUGCCGAAUGAUUCUUAUAUUUUAGAUACAGAAGGUCAAGUCUACAGGAAAUGGUUUAAUUUUACUGUGGAUAAAAUGACACAGGAAGACACUCCUGAAAGCAUCAUUGAAAAGAUAGAGAUGGCUCUAAAAGCUAUGAAAUGCUUCAAGGCUGCACAAAGGGCUGCAAAAGCAGAACGAGACAGUAUGAACAACGCUGGCUAUUUUGGAGAAGUUGAAGUAGGAUGUCGUCUUCUUAGAUUUUUGUCCACAGUCCCUGUAUUCUGCAGAAGUCCAGAGGGGGAAUAUUCUGAGCUCGUGAAAUACCUGAUCACAGAUUACAUCCCUAAAGACAUUGAAAAACCAUGGGGAAGGCUUCAUGCACGCUUAAAAGGUUUACGCCAGAACCUGUAUGAUGCUCUGGAAUGGAUCUCGGAAGACCUAAGUUAUUUCCAAACAGAUAAACACCAGGAGAAGGAAGAGGAAGAUGAAAAAGUUGAAAAGGAAGAGCAAAUUUAUAACCCCAGAAAAUGGCUAAAAAGACAGUCAGAAGUAUAUGCCAAAUUCUUCAUCUCAGCAUCACAGAUGGAAGUCACCAAUGGUGGCCCUGACAGCCAUCUGAUCAGGCGCAUGAAUAUUUAUAAGAGCGGUGGAGGUAGUGUCACUAAUAUCCUGUCAUUCUUAACAGAUAAGAAAGAGAAUAGGUCAGCUGACAAGCUAGAGAACAUCCUCAGUUUCUAUACAGAAAACCCACUAAGACUAGAGGACAGUGAUUUGAUCAAUUACAUUUUGUGCCACAUCACAUUAGCAUGCCUAGCACCAGGAUCAGGUAAACUUGUUCCAAUGCUAACUCUUCGUGAUCUCAGUGCAAGGUUCUUUAAAGGAAAAAGGCCAUUUCCAGCAAGUGCCUAUUUUUUGCUCACCUUGUUGUACUGGCCAGAUGAGGCAUUAGACAAAGAGCCUCAUCCAGAAAAAGAUGAAAUUCUUAACACAGCCCUUCAAACCUUGGGACGUUUAUAUGACAUCAAGAUGAAAGAUGUUCCUACCAGAAAGAAAAGAAUCUACACUCACUUUUUUCUGGGGAAGGGUUAUGGCUUAGGCAAGAUUGUGCACAAAACUAAAAUUGAUAAAUUAAUCAGUGGGUCCUUAGAUGAGAGGAGAAUGAAGUGGCUCCAUGGAACUGUAUGGAAUAUUGGCAAAAUUCGUGAAAUUCUCAAACGAGUUUCUGGUUGGACCAAGGACAGAAAAUUAUUUAUCCGUGGUCACGUGAAGGAGUUUCCUAUCUUACCACUUCAUCUUGAUUCAGUACCCCCUGGAAAUGAAAACGUGACCUUUUACUUGGGCUUUUCAUUUAGAGGUCUUGUUGCUUUCAAUAUUGAGGUUGAAAAUGAGCCACCGUUCAACAGAACAAACACUUAAUAAUCAUCAGCACCUACUGUGCUGUUAGACAACACAGUACUGGAAGUGACCAUUGUCACACUGAAAACACAGAAUGGGCUGCAGUGGCUGAGCAUCAGACAGCAAGAUAACCAUACUUUUCUAAAGUAAUGUCUCAGUUUCUGAAAAAAAAUAAAUAUAUACCCUGAGACAAAAGCCUCUGAUAGUUCUGGGGUCACCAAAAGCAAGAUUUCAAACUUAAGAGAGCAAUAAUAACAGGGCUCAUAUGCUUGGGACAAAAGAACCAUUAUUUUUCCUCCCCACUCAUGAAUAUUUGGGGAACUGAGAUCUGGAGCAAGCACUUAUAGCAGGGAGCCCUUCUUAGCUCAUAAAUUAGGAUUUUAAAUUAAUUUCUGGGUGCUUUUGAUCAAUAACAUAAUUUAUCCACUAUGACCACUUGUUUUUCUUCAUUCUGAAGCAGCAACAGAAAGGUCAAGUGAACUUUUAACAUGUAUAUUCCACUAUAGACUUUGCUCACUAAAAUAUACAAAAUAUAUCUACCCAACAACUGCAAACAUAAGGAUUGAUAAAAAAUAGGUUUACAAUUUCAAACUCACUCUUACAUUGCUCCUCCAUGUAAAUAUGACAAACCAUACUAGAGGUAUCUGUCUAUGGGAAGGGGUGCAGAGAUGUGUUAGCUGUUAGGUAUUUGUAAGCACUGUUAUUUCCUGCACUUGGUGAAAUGUUCUUGCAGCAUUAUCCAAUAAAUGUACAGAGUACAUAAUUCAGGUUUUUUGUACUGUAUACAUCUGCAUUUAAAAAUAUUCUGUUGUCUAGCCUGAUUUAGCCAUUUGAAAAAAUGCAAAGGAGCCUGCUUCUAGCACUAUGUCUACAACCAUCUUGUUAUAUUAAGCUUCUAAUAAUAAAGCUUAUUCUUGGAGUUUCAC
Calypte anna (Anna's hummingbird) is the source of this 6080-nucleotide messenger RNA. RefSeq names its product sterile alpha motif domain-containing protein 9-like. The record is from RefSeq and is a predicted model, not a curated record. The coding region runs from base 502 to 5175 and encodes 1557 amino acids. The transcript has 4 exons. Gene Ontology annotation, cellular component: cytoplasm. Lineage: Eukaryota; Metazoa; Chordata; Aves; Apodiformes; Trochilidae. Gene Ontology annotation, molecular function: protein binding.